Molecule: messenger RNA, 9925 nt
Organism: Hemicordylus capensis (graceful crag lizard)
Lineage: Eukaryota; Metazoa; Chordata; Lepidosauria; Squamata; Cordylidae
Gene: ZNF366
Product: zinc finger protein 366
Exons: 8
Coding region: 547-2739 (730 amino acids)
Biological process (GO): regulation of DNA-templated transcription
Molecular function (GO): DNA-binding transcription factor activity, RNA polymerase II-specific; RNA polymerase II cis-regulatory region sequence-specific DNA binding
Source: RefSeq, a predicted model, not a curated record
UGUCCCUCCUUGUUUGCUAACUUCACUGAUGUCCCUACCCAAGAAGCCACAGAAGCUGCCAAUGAGGGAGCAGGAACAGACCCUGGGUCAGCCAUCAUUACAAUGUCAACAGCUGCUACACCAAACAUAAUGAGCAUCCUCAGAAGAGAAUAAUAUGGCUCCAUUGAUCGUAAAGGAUCUUGCAUUGCACAGGACCAAAUUGCCCUUUAUUUCUGAAAGUUUGAUCGGAAAAACUGAAAGCUUCACUGCUGCAAAACUGAAAGUUUCAAAAAGCUCCUAGGUGUCCAAAACAGUGUGGCGGUAGAAGAGAUUUGAACAGCAGAAAGAUCUUCUACAUACUCAAGGUUUUAUGUAGGUGUUAAACAACAUCUGAGACAAUAUGGAGCCCUGAGGGACACCAUACAAAAUUCCAGAUUUUGAAGAAUAACAGUCUCCAGGAGAUACCAUCUGGAAUCUGCCCGUAAGACACAAAUGCCUCCUGGAGCCUGUGCAGAUGCAUUUAAAGCAGAAUUUGGCACAAAGGAGGGGAAUUAAUGAAGCUAGACAAUGCAGGAGGACUUACAUGAGAUGAAGAAAGAGGACAUACAUUUCAACAUGGACAAUAUACAAACUCUUCAGUGUUUGGACCCUGACAUGAAAUCAGACCACCUUGCUUCCCCUAGAUUCAAUGAAGAACUCAGGACACAGCUUGCCCAGUUUGGAUAUGGGCCACCCUUCAACAUACAUAAUUUCCAUGGAUCCUUGGAGGGAGGAUCUCGUAAACGUAAAAGCAUGCCCACAAAAAUGCCUUCUGCUGUCCCUUCAGGAGAGUCUGCAUCCCCACUGCACCAGUCUGAGGACAGCAGCACUGGCAGUUCUACAAGCCUUCCUUUAAUAUUCCAGCAUCACACACAGCCAAAGUAUAAUGCGCACAUGAUUGACCUGUGCAACAUUGGCUUUCAAUUCUAUAGGACUCUGGAACAUUUUGGAGCAAAGCCAAUCAAGGAAGAGCCAAUAAAGCCUAAUGUGUUGUGGCCGGGUACAGCUACAUUUCUGCAGACUCCCUAUCCAUACUAUCCCAAAGUUCACCCAAGUCUGAUGUUUCCUUUUAUUAUGCCCCCAGAUUUUCAUUUCAGAAGCCCUUUCCCAUUGAAAAGGCCUCCAGAGCCACCCUUCAGGAGGGCUGAGUUAGGAGAACAAGACGAAAGUAAACAGAAGGUGGAAAGAGUGGAUGUUAACAUCCAGAUUGAUGACAGCUAUUACGUUGAUGUAGGAGGGGAGCAAAAACGCUGGCAGUGUCCUAUGUGUGAAAAGUCUUACACAUCCAAGUACAACCUGGUCACCCACAUUUUGGGGCACAGUGGCAUCAAGCCACAUGCUUGCUCUCGGUGUGGCAAGCUUUUCAAGCAGCUGAGUCACUUGCACACUCAUAUGCUGACCCACCAGGGCACCCGGCCUCAUAAGUGCCAGGUGUGUCACAAAGCCUUCACCCAAACCAGCCACCUGAAGCGGCACAUGAUGCAACACAGCGACGUCAAACCCUAUAGCUGCCGGAUCUGUGGGAGGGGUUUUGCCUAUCCCAGUGAGCUGAAAGCCCAUGAGUCCAAGCACGAGAAUGGGCGGGAGAAUGUUUGUAUCGAGUGUGGCCUUGACUUCCCAACCUUGGCUCAGCUGAAGAGGCACUUAACAACCCAUCGCGGCCCUAUACAGUACAACUGCACAGAGUGUGACAAAACCUUCCAGUACCCAAGCCAGCUGCAAAAUCACAUGAUGAAGCACAAGGACAUCCGCCCAUACAUCUGUACGGAAUGCGGCAUGGAGUUUGUGCAACCCCACCACCUCAAGCAGCAUUCCUUGACUCAUAAGGGUGUGAAAGAGCACAAGUGUGGGAUCUGUGGCCGGGAGUUCACACUACUUGCCAAUAUGAAAAGACACGUUUUGAUUCACACCAACAUCAGAGCCUACCAAUGCCACUUAUGCUUCAAGAGCUUUGUGCAGAAACAGACUCUCAAAGCCCAUAUGAUUGUCCAUUCAGAUGUCAAGCCCUUCAAAUGUAAGCUGUGCGGAAAGGAAUUUAAUCGAAUGCAUAAUUUAAUGGGACACAUGCACUUGCAUUCAGACAGCAAGCCAUUCAAAUGCCUCUACUGUCCCAGCAAAUUCACCUUGAAGGGGAACCUCACCAGACACAUGAAAGUCAAACAUGGAGUCAUGGAAAGAGCAUUUCGUUCUCAAGGGCUUGGAAGAGAAAGAAUGAGAGCAUCACAAACAGAUGCCCCAAGAAGCCUGGAACAGGAAGAACCCUUUGACCUUUCCCAAAAAAGCCAAGGGAAAGGACAUUUAUUUCAGUCUGAUGGCGAGAGUGCCAAAGGAAGCUCAUGUCAUGAGGAAGAGGAAGACCACUGCUAUGGGGCAGAGCAGUACAGUCCCAGUACGUAUCACGCUGACAAGUCGUACACACUGUCGGACCUUUCUGGCCAAUCAGAACACAAAAUGAAAGACUUCAGAGAGUCCUACUGUGAUGGGAAUGAGAAAAUGCUGAACGGAGAACAAAAGAAGAGGAAAGAAAACAAAGGGAAGGGAAGCCAACGAGAGAGAGGCUUGGUGAAUAACAAGGAGGAACACCUGAGCUUUAGCCCCUUUGAAAAUAACAGACUCACUCAGUCUCUCUCUGACUACCUAUACUUCCCACACAGAAACAAGAGUUUAAAGGAACUGCUGGAAAGGAAAAUGGAAAAGCAAGCUGUGUUCCUGGGUAUCUAAACAGACACAUCUUGAUUUACUCUUAUGAAAGAGAAAAGUAGUGUUUAUUGCCUUAGCACAGAGGUUCUCAAAUUUGGGCCUCAGAUGUUGCUGGACUACAACUCCUAUCAGCCCAAUGUGAGGCAAUGUGUUGCAAAGGCCAUUGUGGCUGGAGAUGAUGGGAACUGUAAUCAGGACCCAGGUUUGAGAACUCCUGCUUAGCAUUUUAACUCAAAGGAACUGUCAUUUGCACAGACUGGCAGUGGAUAGAAAGAGGAUGAAUGCAAAUCAGCACAAAUAAUUUAAGACAAACAAAAGGUUGUAGCUUUAUAGUCACCUAUCACUGAACUGUUCUUUAUUUCUUCCUAUUUUUAUACAAUAAUAUCAUAGAUAUUAAACUAUUCUAUCAACCAGGAGUUCCUACCACAUCUAGGCCUGCCCUCCACACAAAUCUUGCCUGUCAUAAUGAUUAGUAUUUUGCCAAUUAAAAUAAAAGCAGACUAUUGGUGGUGGGGUGGGUGGGGGUGGGGCGGAUUGUAAAUUCUCUAUUUAACAGAGGCUUAUCAUGAUGUAUUGCUCUGUACCUGUAGAAUCUGAGUACAUAUCUGCACUGCAGACUGAAACGGUUUUAGCAAUAAAUCUCUCCCACUAGGGAAUCCUGGAAACUGCAGGUAUGUGAGGGAGGGGUUAAGGAUCUCUCUCAGCAUCCUCGCCAAACUAUAAUUCCCAGUAUUCUUUGGAGGAAACCCUGAUUGUUGACCUGGUAGCAAGCCAAUAUGUUUGUAGUGUACAUAUAAGCCUGAGUGAUUAGCUUAUAUAAGAGAGCCAUUGUCAUAGGUCUGUCAAGAUUAGAAGAAUCCAGAUGGGCAAAUUGUUGCUACAUUCACAUAUAGCACUUACAGCAAUAGCACUUACAUUUAUAUACCGCUCUAUAGCCGGAGCUCUCUAAGCGGUUUACAAUUUUUUAGCAUAUUGCCCCCAACGUUCUGGGUACUCAUUUUACCGACCUCGGAAGGAUGGAAGGCUGAGUCAACCUUGAGCCCCUGGUCAGGAUCGAACUUGUAACCUUCUGGUUACAGGGCGGCAGUUUUUUUACCACUGCGCCACCAGGGGCUCAUAUAGCAAAACAGCCUGGUAUGAGCCAUGAAUGAUGCACUAACUAAAUCUCAUACAGUCAUGCCAUAAUAGCCCCCUGUUCAUAUUGGAAGGUGGUGACCACAAAAGGAUGACCUCAUCAGAUUAACAAAAGCAAAUAUCGAUUUCCUCCAAAGAAUUCAGGAAAUUAUAGUUUGCAAAAGGUGCUGAGAGACCUCCUUACCCUCCCCUCCCCCAUCCCCAUGGAAGGUCUGGAGUCAGGUGUGUGGUUAUCACUGGGCAGGCAGAGGGGGACUAAUGUCCUCUGGCUGCUGCCUGAGGCUGCCCCACCAUGCCAGGGCAGCCAGUGGCCAACAGAAACACCGCCUGUUGGCCUCUCUCAGCCAGCAAGUGCUUUGCUCAUGCACUCACCAGCUGGGAUGCAAUGAUGGGUGGCGUGUCUGUGCGCCAUAGCCGGCCAUGCCCCCCUAGUGUGAUGCAUCAGAAGCAUGUUGACCCAUCACAUCAGGAGGUGUGACCAGCCACAGGAUACAGAUGCACUCUCUGCACAGGCAGCAGCAUGCUGCUUUUGCAAGGUUUGCUAGAAUUGGCACUGAUGCUGUACAGACUAAUCCGAAAGCAUUUGGGUGAAGUUGAGGCAAAAUGGUGCAUUUCAUAUCAGAGCCUGGAUCCAAGUGACCUUAGGAGUCCUUGAUGAGUUGUGCCAGCCAACAACCUUGAAGUCCUUACUUGAAAGGGAUAGCCAAAGCAACUCGUGCCCCAAUUUUGGGCAUGACUGUCCUACAAACAUAUAUUGAUUUAUACCACUUUUAGCUGUCAUGGCUUCUGGUAAAUGAUCCUGAAAGCUGUAGCUGGGUGAGGAGAGUGAGCGAGCGAGAAAGAUCCCUAGACCACUUUUGCUAGAACAAUGAUUCUCAGCCUAGGGAAUAGCUAUUCAACCAGGCUGUUGUGUAGAUGUCCCACAGAAAAAUCCAUGCUCUUGCUGCUGUAAUCACUGAAAUCCCAUUCCUCCUGCCUAGCAGAGGUUGAGCACUGUUAGUUUUCAUGGUGCUGACCACCCAUUGCAAGGGAUACAGGAAAGCUUGGACUGAGCCUCCAUCAUCCACCCCCACACUUGCUGCCCUGCACAGCAACUAUGGAAUUUUUGCACCAAUAUGCAGGCAAUGCAAGAAUUCCACAUUCACGUUUCCUAGUGCUGGAUAUGAGAGAUUCUGCCCUCCUCAUGGCAGUCUUUUAUUUGUGAGAUGGGGAGGAUGGAUGCUUGGAUACCUGCUUCCAGAUUACCUUCACGGCAUCAAGGUGCUGCAUAUUUAAACUCCAUAUUUGGCAUCCAUCUCCUACCGCCUGCUUUGAUUACUUUUUAUCUUACAAUCUUCUAAAGGACUAAUUGUGCCAAAUAUACUAGUAGCCUCAAGGUUGACUGGUGAAGCAAGACCCUCUCAUGAAGCAGAACCAGCUGUGCUAACCCCGUGUCCUAGCCAACUCUGUGCUAGCCAACACUGGUCUGGUUGUCCCAUAGCUUCCAAACCAUGCUUGGGUGGAUGACAGCCCCAUCAGGAUCUGACUGCUGUGCUGACUCAUGCAGUGGCAGUCCAAGACCUCUUUGCACCUAAGGCAGCAGGGUACCAAGUUAUACUUCCUCACCCCCUUUCCUUUUUUUUUCAAGUAGUGGCAAUAGUCUCUGCCACCACUUGAUUUUGUGUCAUGGAUGCAUUCACACACACUAUCUAUCACCUCUGCUGCCUCCUUUUCCUUUGUGGUGGCGAUAGCCACUGCCAUGUGACACAUAAUGCAUACUCACACACCUCUUCUCCCUUGUUUUCUUCUGGACUGAUAAUAAGAAGGGGGAGUAAGCAGAAGAAAGGACAGUCGAGUAUGGGAUAUGUUCUUAUAGAGCUUCUCCCGUAUUCUAAUGCCCUUGCCUCAUUUCCUCUUCUGCUUCCUCCCCUCCUCUUCAUCAGUCCAACAGCAUGUGAGAGUGAAAAGGAGAUGGUGGCGGCCAUGGCUGUCCUUAGAGAGCCCUGGCGGGGUAUGGGGCCCAGGGCAAAUCAGCCAGUGUGGGGGCCCCUUCUAGUUAAUUCUAAUGGGGGUUAAAAGAGCGGGGCCCGGGGCAGUCGCCCUGCUUGCCAUGCCCUAAGGACAGCCCUAGUGGCAGCAGUGAGAACAAGAGGAGUGUCUCUUUGCCAAACAGCAAAAAGCUGCCUGGAUGAGGGGUGGCAACAGAGUGAGGGAGGUGGGGCAGUGGAGGGCAUCUUGACACCCUGCUGGUGCCCCAAUAAUUUGCCACUUGAGGCAACAUGCUCAUCAUGCCUCAUGGAAGGGCCGCCCCUGGGCAUAUCUGAAAUCAGGUUUAGAGCCUUGUACACAGUGGCAGCGGGUGGAAACUGGGGCGGGGUGGGGUGGGUGGGGGACGAAAGGCUGAGUAUAUCUUUGAUGGCAGUAAAUGCUCCUGCUGUGGCCACCCAGCAUCCUAAGUGGAAACAGGCUACUUGCCCUGCCCCCAUCACUCCAAUGCAUUUGUGCAGAAGUCAUUGGAGAGGUCAGUAUGGCAAUAACCUGCCGUGCUGACCUCUCAUAUGGCCACCAUGCAAGUGCACCCACUACCUGAGUGUCGGGGGUGGGGUGGGUGGCUUUUUGUCCACCUGGGAUGCUGGGCGGGCGGGAGCAUUUACCCUGCUAUUAAAGGUAUACUCAGCCUUGUUCCCACCCACCCCCACCCACCUUCCACCAGCCACUGCUUCUUAUAUGUUAUGAUUAACGCUGACAGAGGGUGAAGACAUCAAUGUAGGUUUCUGGUGCAAUAUUUGCAAAAGUCAUUUGAUGGACCGUUAUAAGAUCGAGCCACUAGUAUCUCAUUCUUAAACAUUUGUCCGCUGAUUGACAGCCAAUUACAGUGUAUCAGUAAUUGUUGGGUAUCCAAGCAGUGGUUAUAGUUUGUUUUGCAGAGCAGACUAUUUUCACAAACCGUCCUUUACCUUCUUUUUCCUUAGCACAGGAAGAGGAGGUGAAUGAUGUAUUGGAUCAGGGCUCCAGUUUGUACUACCACAAAGAAGUCGAUCAUGAAGUCUCACUAAAGGCUUGGAGUUGUGGAAUCGUCUGUCUCAAGUACGAAUAGAUGAUCAAUCACUGAUGCAGUGGGCUUAAAAAUUACAAGUGGGUACUUGCAUUUAGCAGUUCUGAAGCAAAACAACAACAACUCCAUACUUUGUUUUUAGAUUAUGUACUCAUGUGUUUUAGUUGGCAUCAUUUUAGAAGAGGCCUUCCCACAUGUGCAAGAGAUAAUGCCUCUUUUAAGAUGUUUGUCACCUGUAGGUUUCACAACUACUACUUGGAAUAAAAAUUAUAUAAUGAUCAAAUUUUAAAACAAUUAACCCUUUAUUUUAUAAAGCACUUGAGCCCUGCUUGAUUUUCCUUUUGGUUGCCAUUUGUCCCAGCUCCUGAUGAAAGAGAUGAGAAUGAGAUUAUGUGAAGGGGCAAGUUGCUAGGAGGUGAAAAGCUUAUUAACUCUGUGGUAUGGAAGAAGAGAAUGUCAAAUCCCUUUAUUGCUCAGGUCAAAGAAACAAGCCUGAACUGAAAGGUGAUGGGAUCUAAUAUGGGGUCUUGUCAUGUCACAUGUUCAAGCCUAUUGGCUCAGGAGAAGGGCUACAGUUCCCCGCAAAACAUUGGAAGAUUUCCCACCCAUUUUAUUUAACCCUGCCAAACCUAUUAACCCACAUCUUUAACCCCCAAAACAUAUUUUCUCCCUGCAAAAAUUGUCUUUCCACCCUGCACAAAAUUUAAGUUAGGCAUAGCAUGCCCUCUGUCUGCACUCCCAGAGAUUCUGCAAUGCCUGGCUCAACUUCUAGCAAUUUCCUCAUUGAUUAUUUCCUCAAUGGUGGCUCUCAAAUCUGAGCCACCAAGAAUGAUUAGCUCACAAAAGAGAAAAUUCCUCAUUUGUCCUAUUGCAACCUGAUCCUCUUCAUGUUUACUGGGAAGUAAGUCACACUGAGUACCAGUAGGAUUUACUCUGAAAUAGGAUUGCAUACUGUAGUCUGCAAGGUCAGGAACUCCACUGAGAUCUAUGCCAACUGCAGGAAUUCAUAUAAUUUAUGGCAGAUCUGUAAACUUCUGAUCUCAAAGGUGAGACAGCUACAGAAAGUACCUGGCCGCCUGCUUAGCUUGCACAUUCCCUAUGUCCCAAUGGCUCUGAGUCCUAUAGGCCUAACUGUAUUAUAACAGGGAUGGCUUAGUGGAGGCCCAGGCUGCCAUUUUAUAUGACCCCCAAACUUACCAAAACUUGAAGUUUGAUUAAAAGUAUACAUACAGUUUCACUAAGAAAAAAAUAUUUAAAAGGUUGUGUGAAGGACAUUGCAUUUAUUAAUGUUACAUCUCUGUUGGAUUUUGCAUGGCAAUGCCCAAGUUCAUAGUUAUGGAACCCUCACUGCUAGAUAGCACCAACCUUUGUAGGGCUAGGCAGCUCAUGAAGGGGUCAGAGUGUAUGUGACUGACCCUCAGAAGUCUGUCCAGAGAGCAGUAGCCUCUGAGAAUAAAGGUAUUAGCUAUCCUUCGUCAACUAUACGCUUAUACCAUCUUCACUUACCACACCCCUGCUAACUGGAUCAUUUUAAAGUGAUAGCUCCCUUAUACUGUACCUAGCAGGGAGAGAUCAACUGUCCCUAUUCAACCACAGCACAGCAUCCUUUCAGUGGCUGUUUGCUGGUGUGCUUCUUUUUAGAUUGAGUGUCCCUCUAGAACUCGGAACUGUGCUCUCAUUCCAUUGUCUAUGUCAACUGCUUUGAGAAGUGAUUUUGCUGAAAAGUGGUAUAUAAGUAUUCUAAUAAUAAAUAGUAACCUUCAUAUCAUUACGCCCAGAGACGUAGGUUUUGGGCGGUAUACAAAUGUUAAAUAAAUAAAAUAAGAGAAGAGAAAUAAAUAUCUGCCCCACAGGGACUCCCAGGGAUUGUAGUGUGUAGGCUUGUGAGUGAAUUUGUACUUUCUAACAUCUCCCACACAAAACUGUAGUGUCCUCAGUAUUCUUUGUGGGAAGCCAUGAUUGUUGAAACUUUUUGAAGUCUGUAAUGUAUGGCCUUAAAGAUGAUCUGAAGGACUCGGCAGAAUCAGGAGGCAGCACAGGGGUUCUGGGAAGCCAAGUAGAAUUCCACAAGGUACUGCAAAGCAGAGCGGAUAAGUGAAAAAUGCAAAGGGAAUAUUGAUCACAACUCAUGAUGAAAGGAUGUGGUUAGGAGAACAAAGGAUAUCAGUAACAUGAUGAUCAAUUAACAAAUGAGACUUGCUGUACAGAGCUGACUCAGGAGAUCUCCGUUGCAUUUGGAGACUGUAGGCUGGCCCUCCUGUGCCCACGGCAAACUACUGCACAACAGAAAGGUUGCCCUCUGGCUAUCUGAAGCUUAUAAAAAUCUUCUUGGGAUCUCCAAGAAUAGGUCUUUGAUUAUAAUUUAAAAUUUUCAGAAUGAUGAAUGUGCUCUGCAUGGUAUUAUUUCAUGCUUAUAUUUUAAUAGAUUAUUUCUAAGAUAGUUUCCUAAAAGGUCAGGUGGUUUUCUGUUGCUACCUACAACUUUUUCUUUUUCUCUGCACUGAUUUAAGACCUUGGCAUUGAUUCUCCAUUUGUUUCCAUCGUGUUGCUGCAUUUGAAUAUAAAUGGUGCAAAUCAGAAAUCUAUGUAGUGGACAGAAUCAAUAUUAUGUUAGUUAUGAAUAAGUCCCAUUGAAAUAGUGGGACUUAAGUUUGUCAUAACUAACUUGUCUCAUUUAUGACAAUGGUGCUUAGUGAUGACUAAUUUAGUCUGGAUACUGCCAUAUGUAAUUUUAAAAUAAAAUAUUUAUUGUGCCAAAAAGAGUAUUUAAUAAAAUCUUGCAAGGUGUUCAGUUACACAUUGUGCCUGCUUAGCUGAAUAACAGGUAACAGAGUUAACAAUUUGUAUUCUUAUAUCCAUGUAUCAAGUUGUGGGUUGUUGUUUUUUUUAAAUAAGCACAAUAAAAUAAAAUAAAAAAUUACUUGUGGAAUCCAAGUCAAGUUCCAAUAUAUUUUUGACAGCCAACGUAACUCAUCCAAAAAUUACUUGUAAAUAUAUUGUGUUAGUUAAUUUAAACAAAAUAAAGAUAUACUGAAGACA